Antechinus flavipes (yellow-footed antechinus) is the source of this 2293-nucleotide messenger RNA. It is a transcript of the gene CTNS, whose product is annotated as cystinosin, lysosomal cystine transporter. Lineage: Eukaryota; Metazoa; Chordata; Mammalia; Dasyuromorphia; Dasyuridae. Gene Ontology annotation, cellular component: lysosomal membrane. The transcript has 11 exons. Bases 112 to 1230 code for a protein of 372 amino acids. Gene Ontology annotation, molecular function: L-cystine transmembrane transporter activity. The record is from RefSeq and is a predicted model, not a curated record. Gene Ontology annotation, biological process: L-cystine transport.
CCAAACGUCACACCAGGGCGGCUCCAAGUAGCCGCGGGGCAGCCGAGCAACAUUUCCCGGCGCAGCUCAGUUCCCUGCUUCCUCUCCUUCCUCCUUGCUGGCGGCUUGAACAUGUCCAGGUGGUCGUGGUCCUGGUGGUGGCUCCUCCUGGUGUCCGAGCUUCAGGAAGCGUGUGGUGCUUCUGGGAAUCUCUCUGGGAGCCUCUCUGCCCCUCGCGUGGUCACACUUGAAAACGGGAGCUGCAAAAAUGUGACCUUCACCCUGGAGGCUCCACUGGAGGCGCCCUGGGCCGUGACCCUGGACGUUGUCUACACUUCGAAGAACAAAAGCGUGCUUGAGUUCCCUGAAGAAGUCCCGGUGCCGGCGGGGCAAAAAGCCGCGAGUUUUCCCGUGAUGGGGCUGGACGUGGGCCAAGUGACUCUCCUUCUCCAGGUCAAUGGCUCCAACCAGACCAGCGCCCUGGUCCACUUCUUGGUGUUCCGCAGCCGCACGCUGGAGUGGAUCAACCAGGUCAUUGGCUGGAUCUACUUUCUGGCCUGGUCCAUCUCCUUCUAUCCACAGGUGUUUGAGAACUGGAGACGCAAAAGCGUGGUCGGCCUGAGCUUUGACUUCGUCGCCCUCAACCUCACUGGCUUCAUCGCCUACGCUGUGUUUAACGUUGGUCUCUUUUGGGUGCCCUACAUCAAGGAGCAGUUUCUUCACCAAUACCCUGCCGGCAUUAACCCCGUGGACAGCAACGACGUCUUCUUCAGCCUCCACGCCGUGGCCCUCACGCUGGUGAUCAUCGGGCAGUGUCUCCUGUAUGAGAAAGGCGACCAGAGAGUGUCCAGGGCCUCCGUGGCCUUCCUGGUGCUGUCCUGGCUCUUCGCCCUGGUCAUGAUGUGCGUGGCCCUCGGUGGGGCCGUCACCUGGCUGCAGUUCCUCUUCUGCUUCUCCUACAUCAAGCUCGCCGUCACCCUGAUCAAGUACUUUCCCCAGGCGUGCCUGAACUUUCGCCGGAAGAGCACCGAGGGCUGGAGCAUCGGCAACGUGCUCCUGGACUUCACGGGAGGCGUCUUCAGCCUCCUGCAGAUGUUCUUCCAGUCGUACAACAACGAUGAGUGGACCCUGAUUUUUGGAGACCCCACCAAGUUUGGCCUCGGCAUGUUCUCCAUCAUCUUUGACAUCAUUUUCAUCAUGCAGCACUACUGCUUGUAUAGACAGAAGCCAGGGUACGAGCAGCUCAGCUAGUACUCUCGGACAGCCCCACCAUUCCUGUAGGCCGCGAAGCCACGGCCGGUCGUGGCUCUGGCGUCCGGAGAGCGUGAGCCUCGUCGUGCGAGCCCAGAGCCUUGAGGGACGGCGAUCGCAUCUCUUCCCGCCGGAAGUCCUGCCGCGCUCCUCGCUCACUUGCUCCCUCGGGGCACCCCCGGCCCCCUUCUGCUCAUAAGCCAGUUGUCCGCUGAGGUUCAAACCUGCCACUCCCGGUUCAAGAGACUCGUGUGCCUGGGACGACGGGCUUGCUGUCUGUGUCCGGGCCCUCGGCCCCCCGGCCCCCAGAGUGGGCCCAGCAGCCGUGCCCGUGUCCCCGGGACAGAGGCUCCUUUCUCCGAGGGCGCCUCCGCUUCCCCCUGGUGUUCAGAAAUGUCUUUCUUGUUUUGUGUUUUCAAGGCUCUCGCCGCCCUUCACGGGUUCAGAGGCGCAUCCAUAGUAGCAUCGUGCCAGAGGGAGGAGGGCGCCUGCUGUCUGUCGCUGCUCUCUGUCCAAGCGUCCCAGCGCGGGGCUUCUGCUCCAGAGCCUCCGCUGCCCGUGGCCUGGGGCUGGCCAGCUCCUUCCUAAGCCUGAUCCUGGCUGUUAACCCCAUGGGGCCCGGCCCGAGGUGUGAGCCCGCCAUUUGGGGGGGCGCGUCUCUUCUACGAGCUGUCCCUGUCACCCUACCUAUGAGCACUCCGUCACGAGACAAAACACCCUCCCCCCCAUGAUUUCCCAUGGGAUUUUGUGGGCAGGGGCCCUUGGGCUUCAGCCAUCCUCCCAAAUGCACACACCCCAGUAAGAGAGCAGUCAGCCCCUCCUCGUUCUGGGUCCUCGUAGGGUGCCUCGGACCUCCAGCAGCUGCUUGGCUCUGGAGCACCCCGGUUCUCUGCUGUUACCUCGCCACUCCCAGGCAUCUCCCUGCUUCUGUUCCAGCAAGCUCUGCAAUGAUGGUGGUGGUCUGUGGACGUGAUUUUUGUCUACUUUCUAUGUAUUUUAUUUUUAAAAGAUCAGUGUAAGAAACCUAGAGCUUUCCAUUAAAACUAACGUUUAAUUUUUCACA